Messenger RNA from Penaeus monodon (black tiger shrimp), 935 nucleotides. Its product is annotated as rho GTPase-activating protein conundrum-like. Lineage: Eukaryota; Metazoa; Arthropoda; Malacostraca; Decapoda; Penaeidae. The transcript has 7 exons. Bases 345 to 935 code for a protein of 196 amino acids. The record is from RefSeq and is a predicted model, not a curated record.
AUUAUAUUUAUUUAUUUUUCUUCCAGGCUUUCAAGAAUGGCGAAUUUACCUUGAACGCAACUGAAGAAGCGGUCUGACCCGUACCCGUCUUCAAGAUACCAGAUCCAGCAAUGGAGACCUAGGACGGCCAGGAAGGAACACCGGAAACCCCCGUCUGUCUUGUCCAUUUCAGACAAUCCUUCGACCUUCCCCCAUUCCCCUCUUUCUAUUCCUUCCCUGCUUCCUCUUUUUUAUUCGUUUUUCCCCACCUCCGCCCAUCUACUCCCUCCGAAUCUCUCCUUCCUUCCUUAAUUCCUUCCUGCUCAGCGCAAAAGUAUCUCCCUCCUUACCUCUAGGAGUUCAACAUGGAGUCUUUCGCUAGCGUCGAGCUCGAGGAUUAUUUCAAUGAAGUCCGGGCCGUCAGUCGUAGGACGUCGCAGUCUAAUUCGCAGUCUGAAGAGGAAGUCCGGAGCCACGAGGAUGACGGCGAGUCCGACGAGCACUUCCUGGAGGAGCUGGGGAUCCCCGUCAAGCAGGACUCGGAGCUCUCGGAGGACAACGUCACCUACAGCAAGUUCAUGGGCACGCUCAACCCCCUGCAGGAGGAAGCCCUGAAGCGCCGCGUCCGCACCCUCAACGCCACCAUCAGGCGCAAGAAGCAGCGCCAGAAGCCCGACAUCAGGAACUUCUUCGCCAACACUGACAACUCGAGCACGGGCACGCGCAGCCGCAGCGCCACCCCGGACUCGCUGGACUCGGUCUCGCCCCCGCGCACGCCGCCGGACCCACACCCGAAGUCCUGGGUCGACCCGUACCUCAGCCGGUCCCGCGGGUCGCUCGACUCGGGGAACCACUCCCUGGUCACUUCCCCCUCGGUCAUCACCUCCCCGACGCCCUUCACGCUUGGGUCAAUGUGCGUUUUGCCGGGGGUGGCCGAUGCAGGGUAUAUCAUAUAG